CCUCCCCUGAACAACUUAACCUCUCCCCCUGCUCCCGAUUCCCGAUCCAUAGCGGAGCCGCCGUGCAUUGAUUGGCGUCUCCGCCGGGCGAUUAUGCUGCGUGCCCGGAGCGCCGGGAAUUCGCAGGGAGCCGAGGCAGCCGAGCAGGGCAGCGGGCGCUGAGGAGGAGCGGGGAAACGCGGGGGAACGCGGGGCUGGCGCGGCCCGGGCCCGGCCGCGGCCGGCGUGAGGCGAGCAUGGGCCCGCGGCGGGGAGAAGCUGCCCCGGCACCCUCCGAGAGCCCCCUCAGAGCCAUGCCCCGGCCUCGGCUGCGCUCCGGACGGCUUUGAAGUUUAGAGGAGGCACUUGUGUCGGGAAAGGCAAGCGAUGAACUGAAGAUUAAACAUGUAUGGGAAUUAUCCUCACUUCAUUAAGUUUCCUGCGGGCUUUGGCAAUUCCCCGGUGCACGCCAGCUCCCCGUCGGUGAGCCUGUCCUCGGGGCUGUCCUCGGGGAGCCCGGUGGUGGAGGGGCCCCCCAGCUUCCUGGAGCCCCCUGGGAGCGCGGCGCGGGCGCUGCCGGCGCCCAUGAGCGCCCUGGGCUCGCCCUACAGGGUCAUCGCCUCCUCGCUGGGCUCGCACCCCGUCGCUCUGUCCUCCGCCCCCGGCGUCAAUUUCGUGGCACACGCCAGCCCACAGCUCAAUGUCCUGAACAAUGUCAGCAGCUCGGAGGAUGUCAAGCCCUUGCCGGGUCUCCCCGGGAUGGGGAACAUGAAUUAUCCAUCCACGAGUCCAGGAUCCCUAGCCAAACACAUCUGUGCCAUCUGUGGGGACAGGUCCUCAGGGAAGCACUAUGGGGUGUACAGCUGUGAGGGCUGCAAAGGCUUCUUCAAGAGGACCAUCAGGAAGGAUCUGAUCUACACCUGCCGGGAUAACAAGGACUGCCUGAUCGACAAGCGCCAGCGCAACCGCUGCCAGUACUGCCGCUACCAGAAGUGCCUCGCCAUGGGGAUGAAGAGGGAAGCUGUGCAGGAGGAGAGGCAGAGGAGCAGGGAGCGCAGUGAGACCGAGGCCGAGUCCACGAGCAGUGGCAGUGAGGACAUGCCCGUGGAGAGGAUCCUGGAAGCUGAGCUGGCAGUGGAGCCCAAAACAGAGGCCUACAGUGACAUGGGCACAGAGAGCUCGACAAAUGACCCUGUCACCAACAUCUGCCACGCUGCUGACAAGCAGCUCUUCACUCUGGUCGAGUGGGCCAAGCGCAUCCCCCACUUCUCCGACCUGACGCUGGAAGACCAAGUCAUUCUCCUCCGGGCAGGCUGGAAUGAGCUGCUCAUUGCCUCCUUCUCCCAUCGCUCUGUGUCGGUGCAGGAUGGGAUCCUGCUGGCCACGGGCCUGCACGUGCACCGCAGCAGCGCCCACAGCGCCGGCGUGGGCUCCAUCUUUGACAGGGUUUUGACAGAGCUGGUGUCCAAAAUGAAAGACAUGCAGAUGGAUAAGUCGGAGCUGGGGUGCCUGCGAGCCAUUGUCCUGUUUAACCCAGAUGCCAAGGGUUUGUCCAGCCCCUCAGAAGUGGAAUCCCUGCGGGAGAAGGUCUAUGCCACGCUGGAAGCCUACACGAAGCAGAAGUACCCCGAGCAGCCAGGGCGGUUUGCCAAGCUGCUCCUGCGCCUGCCGGCACUGCGCUCCAUCGGGCUGAAGUGCCUGGAGCACCUCUUCUUCUUCAAGCUGAUUGGAGACACCCCCAUCGACACCUUCCUCAUGGAGAUGCUGGAGACACCCCUGCAGGUCACUUGAGGGUCUGUCUGGCCAGAGCCUGGCCCCCUGUGCCCCUGCAGAGCCUCCUGCCCCUGUGCUCUGAGCCAGCUCCAGAGAUGUCCUUGGCCCUCCGCUCCUCCUCGGUGGGAUUGUCGUGGUUUUGGACAGCUGUAAAUCACCCCCUCAAGCCCUCCCUGGCCUGUCUGGGGGGGUCACUGAUCCUCUACCCAGCUAACCACCCCCCUGCCCCCCUGUACAGAUAAUUGCUUUAAAUUAUUUUUUCAUUCUCAAUAAAAGUCAACAAAACAA
Molecule: messenger RNA, 2040 nt
Organism: Zonotrichia albicollis (white-throated sparrow)
Lineage: Eukaryota; Metazoa; Chordata; Aves; Passeriformes; Passerellidae
Gene: RXRG
Product: retinoid X receptor gamma
Biological process (GO): regulation of DNA-templated transcription
Cellular component (GO): nucleus
Molecular function (GO): nuclear steroid receptor activity; sequence-specific DNA binding; zinc ion binding
Source: RefSeq, a predicted model, not a curated record